Messenger RNA from Darwinula stevensoni, 539 nucleotides. The record is from the annotation of a GenBank genome assembly. NCBI's taxonomy places the organism in Eukaryota, Metazoa, Arthropoda, Ostracoda, Podocopida, Darwinulidae.
UGCUUGACCCUCGAAGGACAAGAAAUAUAAAGAUCAUCUCUUGGUCGGGGUUCAAUCAAAGGUCUGCGUCGUUUCCUCUGGGUCGACUGGAGAAAGACGAGCGAUAAGGAAACAGGCAGUCCCUCACAGAAAGGAAUCCGAGAUUUCACCCUUCCAUUCGCCCUCUCCAUCGUCUCGAAAAACACCGGAAUCCCGUGUUCGUCGACAUUUUCUCCGCUUUCAACAUGCGAUUCUGCCUUGCACUCUCGACGAUCCUGUUGGUGCUGUGCGCCCUCCUCCUCCGCUUCGGAGACUCCGGGCCCCUUCCAGAUGCCGGGCCCCUCCCAGACGCUGGGCCCCUCCAAGGCGACAACGACAAGGCGAAAGGAUCCGUUCACGUUUACGAUUCGAAAGAUGUGUACAGUCACAAGGGUAAUCCGAACUGCGAGGAACACGAAUUCUCUCACCAGGAACCGAGCUGGCUGGGUCUCCGCUGAUGUUUCCUCUUUCGUCUUCAUUCGCAAAGAAAGUCCAUGAAUGAAACUAGUUUUUCAACUCCA